UGUUGCGAAAUAUAUAGGACGAAAUAAGGCAAAACUUUUGGUGAGGGUGGAAUCAGGAAUGGCGUGAAAUCCGAAUCCCUAAUCAAAUCAUCUUCCUCACACCGCCAAAUGGAUGCAGAGUGCUUGUAGUAUGAGGCUGGCAGGGAUGGAGGACACGGCGGAGUUGCUUGAGAAGAAGCAAGCGUCGGAAAUUUCAAAGAUGAGCUUAGAGGAGGCACUCACUCUCGCUCGUGCUUUCAGCCAUUACCUUUGUAACGUCCCGUAUUUCAAUUUACCCGUUUACUAGUCAUUUGGACGGUAAACGACAACUACUUUCACUUUUUACUUUGUUUCGAUACUUUUAGUGGCCCUAAAAGUUGACUUUUUAAUCGGGUCAAAUUUUGAGAAAGUUUUCUUCAUGAAAGUUGUAGAUGACGUUAAACCGAGCGCGUGCAUAUGUGGUACGUAAAAAUCGGAGUUCGUAUGUGUAAUUUACUGUUCACGGUAACUCUCUAUGUAUGGAAACUUACCGAGGUAAUUCCCAUUUCAGAACUUACCCUGACUCUCUCCCUCUCCUCUCCCUCUUCCCCCGCGUCGCCCACCCUUCUUCUUUUUCCGAUUUCUUCGCCGUCCGGCGUCCGAUAGACGUGAUUCCAGUUGUCCUUGGACCGUCUCUUCCUCCUCUACACGGUGGUACCAGUGGGUAUCGACAAUUUGGCCGGAAAACCCCGAAUUUAUGCAAUCAUUGUUACUGUAGCAGUUGCUUCUCCGGCGAGAUUCUCCAGUUCAUCACAGAGUUUGUUUGUUGGAAUGAAGAAGCAAUCACCAGAUGCACUUUCUUCUCAUCCCAAGUAAUAUUUGUUCUUUCAAGCAAUGUAACUUUUAAGGAGGUGAAUCUCAACUGGAUGAUCUCAUUAGGCACCAGAAGAUUGUAUCUUUCUGGCGAGUCCCUGUUAUCUUAUAUUUCUCUUUUGUAUCGGGUUGUUUCAGGAAGGAUCAAAGAACUUGCAGUUUUAUAUCAAUCACUUAAUCUUCAGGGAAGCUAACAUUGAACCAGCAAUGUCAUCACAUACGGUGCACAACCCAACAAGCAGAAAAUUGACUGAAGCAGCAUGUCAUUGCAAUUCUUACUCCACUUUUUGUUUAGAUAUUACUGGAGCAAGCAAUUUUUUGAUAGGCUAACAUGUUUUGUUUAUAUACACCUAGACCAACUAGAACAACUACUUUUUGGAAAAUAUUCCAGCAACAACUGUAAAUAAGUAAACCUUGGAUAGCCUAUUUUUUGAACACUCCACUAUGAUAAGAUCAUCCUUUGUUUUAGAUGAUCUGCAGUAAUGAAAACAGUUCUAUCAUUUAUACUCA
This is a messenger RNA of Rosa chinensis, 1341 nucleotides long. RefSeq lists its product as uncharacterized. The transcript is spliced from 6 exons. The coding region runs from base 498 to 1025 and encodes 175 amino acids. The record is from RefSeq and is a predicted model, not a curated record. Lineage: Eukaryota; Viridiplantae; Streptophyta; Magnoliopsida; Rosales; Rosaceae.